CGACCUUCCCAAUCCCACCGGCUCUGUCCUCGCAUUCGAAGCACAGUGCAUACCGUACGCACCAUCGCACAGCCAGCCUCGCCUCGCCUCUCAGCACAGCACCAAACCUACCGCAUCGUAUCGCCUGCCAUGAAGAUCGCCGCAGCAUUGUGCUCUCUCCUCUUCGCCGUUGGGCUGUCGCCAGCGAACGCCUUUGGAACCGCCGCGCGGGGAGGAAACGGGCUCCGGCGCCCCUUCUCUGCUUCCGCGGGCCCGAAGGCGUCCCGGGCCCCCGGCCCUCUAUCCAUGGCCCCCGAUCCGCUGGGAGAAUCCGGAACGGGCGGCGGCGAACCGGUCGUCAUCGGCAAGGACUUUCGCCUGAGCGCCAUCUUUUUGUCCGCUGGACUCCUCCUGGACCAGAUCCCCUACCUGCAGCUGACGCUGGGGCCGCUCGUGACGGUCCUGGGGGUCCUCUUUCUGGUCCAGACCUUCCGGCUCAACUUUGUCUGCGACGACAGGGCCUUCUCGCUGGAGGACACCACGAACGAGGACUCGGUGGGAGAAAACAUUGUCGUCGGCGGCGAGAACCGGUGGGACUACGACUCCUUUGUCAACUUUGAGUUCUUUCCCAAGGGGUGGAUCGACCAGCCCCAGGGGCCCAUCCUGGUGUACUUUAAGGAAACGCAGACCCCGUCGGGUAAGUAAGGGAGAGACCGGUGUCGGUACCCGUUUGGUUCCGCGCACCGCCUGCGGCAAAGGGACGACAACCCCGUGUUUCUCGUUGCCAACCCAACAAAACUCACAAUCGAUCCGUCCCUUUGUUUGUUCGUUCGUUCGUUCGUUUCGCGGGGAUUUUUUCGACAAAAUCGACAACAAUCACCACAAUCACCACCACCACGAAAACGUACCUUCAGACAAGUGGAACGAGGGACCGGGCGCCUCGGCCAACUCGGACAAGGCGCUCUCCGAGGGGGCCGUCCGGGGCCAGGUCCACUUUUUCCCGGCGCUCUGCGACACCCAGCAGCUCCGCUCGGUGUGGGAAAAGAACUGCGCCAAGCUGUGAGCGAGCGAGCGAGCGUGUGGGGACGGAACGCCCCGAACCAUUGCGUGCGCGCAACCGGAUUCGUUGGGUGUGGUGUGGUGUGGUGUGGUUUGCUUUCAUUUGAUUUGAUUUGCUUUCGCGGGGUUUGGUGUGCCGGGGGAUUUUUGCACAAGAGCGAGCCACCCGCUGUGGCACCGGCUAGGUGCGCUGCCGCUUUGAAACCAUUCCGUGCAUCGCAUCGCAUCCCACCGCAUUGCAUCGCAUUCAAAAGCAUUCCUUUGGAAUUGUUGCGCAUCGCUGACGCGCACUGCCAAAUGGCCCGAUGCAGUUGGUCUCGGUUUCCAUCGGCAAAACACACUAGCUGCGGUACGGCUUUGUCGCAAAAUAACAGAACUAGCACUUU
Messenger RNA from Pseudo-nitzschia multistriata, 1424 nucleotides. The record is from the annotation of a GenBank genome assembly. Lineage: Eukaryota; Bacillariophyta; Bacillariophyceae; Bacillariales; Bacillariaceae.